UUCCAGUAGUCUCCAAAUAGGGACACAGACUUUCAGGUUCCCAAACUUUGUUGGAAGAAGUGAAAAGAAGUCUAAGGCAGGCUGAUUAUGUGUGCUCCACUUCUCUGCCUCUGAAAGGCAAAGCAAAGAACAUUUUGACCAGACACAUGGCUCUACCCUGUGACAUGGCAGAAGAUUCUGAUGAGGUCAGAGCUUUGCAACAGUGGUGAUUGUGUGGAAAAGCUGCGUCCAGCUUUGAGGGGCUCAGGAGGGACCUCACGUUUGUCAUUGCUUGAUUUCUCAUCCAUCACUCCGUCAAGUCCCAGGUCAUAGAGGUUCCUCCCUCGUCUGGGUCAUGAUGAGGCUUCACUCUACUCUGGGCACUUGGCUCUUCACACUCCUAGUGAUGCCAGUCUACUGCCAGAGUGGUGAUGAUGGAGAGUGGGGAUCAGGUGACGUCUCUGGGACUGUGGUCACUGGCAACUCCUCCGCUCCAGUCUUUCAUGCAGUCGGGGAUGAGCCAGACAGGACCAGGCCAGUUUUUCAGAGCCUGUCAGAGACAGAAGGCGGCGACUGUUAUGUCAACUUUCACACCAGCCAAGUCAUGACAAGGCGGCUACGAGCUUUCAGAGAGGAAGUUGCUUAUCUAAAGGCCAUUCAGCAUGGGAACCAGGCAGUGAUGGAGAAUCUGGUCCAGUAUGUAGGAGCAGAGAUGGGAGAUCAACGCUACGAGGAGGUGAUCCAAGAGAACAUUGUUGGAACCAGAGAGGAUCACCUGAGCUGUGAGAGUGUGGUGACAAAAGCAGCAGAGGAGUUGGAGAGUCAGCUGGAGGGAGACGCUCAAGCCACUUUGGCUGGAAUUCAGAAAAUAAAAGAGGAGUCCCUUGCCUUUGAAGAAAUGCUGCGUACCGCGACGGACAUCGCCACUCGACUGGAGAGCUCCUCACGAACCCUGCAUGUGGAGAUGAUCAAACAGCUGAGGAAGAACAUGAGACAGCCACGCACAACUAAAUGAUUCAGUGGGAAGCCCUCCAACCUGAAAAAUUAAAAAAACUGAUAAAAGUGAUAUACGGCAUGUCACAUCAAUAUUAUCCACAAUGUUUUAAUAACAGUAAAACAACAUUGUCCCCUUAAACAGUGGACCAUUUGCAUUUUUUUAUAUUUUAUCUCACUUGCUUACUAUGUUUUAAAAAGCACUAUUGUCAGAGAAUAGACUGAAAUGCUAUACUAUAUUUUUCUCUCUUGUACAAUGUUCAUUUAUGAGCCAUAAUGAAAACAUAAUGGCUUUGUGUACAAGGAAAUUGUAAAAAUGAUCUUGCCAUUGAGGUGACUUCUUAAAAGAAUAUUCUCUUUCCAAGUACAGACAACCCUGUAGCUAUGGUCUAGAUGUCUUGGCGCUAGGGAGCAGAUGGUGAAAAGACUGUAUGAGGGUCUGGAAAUCAGCAAGCAUGAACUCUUAUACGUUGGAGAGAGAGAGAGAAAGUUGGAAAUGAAAAAGAAAGAAAGAAAGAAGGAAAGAAAAACAUGGCAGUGAUGUCACUGAGACAUAAAAACGUUACUUGGCAGCUUGAAGCCAGAAUCUAAAAGAAUGAGAAGAAAGAAUCAGAAAUCUUUGUGACUAAAGAAUGUUAUUUUAAAAUAUAUUGUGAUUACUCGGGUAUGAUUAAAUAUACUGUAAGUAUAACUAUUAAAAUAAAAGUGUAUUACUCUU
Carassius auratus (goldfish) is the source of this 1690-nucleotide messenger RNA. RefSeq lists its product as uncharacterized. Lineage: Eukaryota; Metazoa; Chordata; Actinopteri; Cypriniformes; Cyprinidae. The transcript is spliced from 3 exons. The record is from RefSeq and is a predicted model, not a curated record. Bases 335 to 994 code for a protein of 219 amino acids.